Molecule: messenger RNA, 546 nt
Organism: Rotaria sp. Silwood2
Lineage: Eukaryota; Metazoa; Rotifera; Eurotatoria; Philodinida; Philodinidae
Source: the annotation of a GenBank genome assembly
AUGGAGAGAAAUCUAUUUGGUAUCCAAUGUAAAUAUCGAUAUGAACAACAAUUAGUUCGUCACAAAGAAAAGUAUCGCCGUGGUCUUUAUAGUUCAUUUUCGUCAGUGCAUCAACAACAAUUUGAUUCAUUGAAACCUGAUAGUCAAGAAAAGAAUUUAAAUUUAAUAAAUGUGCAAGAAGGUGAAAUAUUGAUUGAAGAUGAUGAUGCUGUUAUUGAUGAAGUAUUAACAAACUAUUUUUUUAUUUAUAUUCGUACAGAGAAUUUUUAUCGAACUAAAUCCUCGAAAAAUCGUUUAAGUUUAAUAUUAUCAACAGAUGGUAAACCAUUAACUAUAUCAACUAAUUCCUCUAUUUGGCCUGUGGUGGCUGUUCUAGCCGAAAUACCUCAUCCUGUGAGAGAAUAUGAUAAAAAUAUGAUGUUGUUUGGUUUAUGGCAUUCGACGAUUACACCAGAUCCUGAUCGUUUAUUAUCAUGUAUUGUUCAUAAUCUUAUGGUUUUACAAAGUGGUGGUUUAUUAAUUGCCAUUGAUGAUGAAGGUAAUUGA